This is a messenger RNA of Aspergillus versicolor CBS 583.65, 870 nucleotides long. RefSeq names its product alpha/beta hydrolase. The record is from RefSeq and is a predicted model, not a curated record. NCBI's taxonomy places the organism in Eukaryota, Fungi, Ascomycota, Eurotiomycetes, Eurotiales, Aspergillaceae. Bases 1 to 870 code for a protein of 289 amino acids. The transcript is spliced from 2 exons. Gene Ontology annotation, molecular function: hydrolase activity, acting on ester bonds.
AUGCGUUCGAGACCAGCUCAAGUGUGCAUUCCGCACUCCGAGAACUGGGACAUCCAGUCCCCCAGCGGAGAGCACUAUAUCAUCCAGAUCUCCUGGCCACUGCACUGGACCGAAGACGAUCUCUCAGCCAAGAAACUAGCACCGGUUAUAUAUAUCGUGGAUGGCAAUGCGCUGUUCAUGACAGCAACCGAGGCCGCCUGGCGACGAGCCACAGGGCCACACUACUCUGGCGGAGGAAUCGUCGUGGCAAUCGGAUAUCCCCUCGAAGGACAAGUCUAUGACAAGCCGCGUCGAGCAUUUGACAUGACGCCGCCCUGUCCUGAUGCACCGGAAGAGUUUGGAGGAGCCAACGCUUUUCUAGAAUUUAUAAACCAGGAUGUGCGAGAGCUUGUGAGAUCGAGAUUCCACCAACUGACUAUAACCCGGGAGGCUCUGUUUGGGCAUUCCUACGGGGGCCUCUUCGUGCUGCAUGCUCUUUUCACAAGCCCUUCACUUUUUGACUGUUACAUGGCUAGUAGUCCUUCGCUCGAGUGGGCUGACUAUUAUAUCUUAAAGGAGGAGAAGGAAUAUAUUGGGAGGUCUGAUCUGGCUACCCCCGGUCUUAUGAUGUUCUUUGGGUCCUACGAGCAAGAUCCCCCUCGGUGGCAUGGCGAGACUCAGGAACGUUACGACCAGCGAAAGGCUGUGGCAGCGGCGCGAGGAACGGGGAUUAAUAUAAAGAAGAUGCGCAAAAGAUUACAGGGUAGCGAGAAACUCUCUGCGGUAACCUUGAAUGAGUACGAGGGAGAGGACCAUGGUAGUGUGAUGGCUUGCGCGUUGAGCCGUGCCCUGACAACCUUUUUCGAAGAAUGGCCGCUGGAUGGAAAUUGA